AAUACUUUUAAGACAGGCAGAUAGGUGUUAUUCUUAAUUCUUUUCCUGUUGAGGGUGUCUCUUUAAUGCGGUUAAGAACUACUAACUCUGAUUCACCACCAUCAUGUUUUCUGCUCCUAGUGCACUGUAGGGCUUCAUUUCUGCUCCCAGCUUGGCUAUCUUGGUUUUUUCAGUAGUUUUUCUUUUCUUAUGUUCCAGAAGAUGUUUCCUUUCUAUUUGUAAUUACAGGCUAAAGUUUAUUUUAAGGAGACUUAAUACAAGUCAGGGAACUGAUUCUCAUCUGCACUUGAGCCCUGUUGCAUGGCUCCGUAACAUGAUGGAGUGUGAAAUGGAGUAAAUUAUAAACAGAAUUCACAGUGGCACACUUAAGUCUUUUUGCACCCCGUGACUCUCAAAAAGGACCCUCACAUUUAAUAAGAAUCUGGUGCCUGGUAUUCUUGUUCUCUUUCUUUACAUCUUCAUUUCAUAAUAAUGCCACUUAAAAAGCUAUGUAGAAAGUACCAGAAAAGUCCAUGAUAACCCACUUGUAAGGAGGAAAUGGGGAGCAUGAUGAACUAAAGGGAGGAGGAGAAAAACAUGGAAAGGUUGCCAAGGUGCAAUCUGCGGGAAAGCAGCUCUGAAUUUUGUAUAAAAUCAGAUUCCAGACCACAAUAAUCAUAUAAUUUUAAGUUCCUGAAAAGGUAUCUUUGGGCUAGGUGUUAAGACCCAUCUAGGUGCCUGUUGGUAUUUUCAGUACCACCUGGACACAGACUCUCUGAAUCAGCAUUUUAGAUAGCUGAACUAGGUAGUAUUUAGCUCCUGAGGCUCAUGGUGUUCUCAGAAUAUUAAUUGGACCUGUAUAGUCAUAACCAACGAGGGUGAGGGUUGCGAUGCUAUUCCUUGUAGUCUGUCAUUUAUUCUGUCACUGUGUUAUUGCUGGUAUUCAAAGUAACCGAUAAAGCAAAUAAAAAUAUGAUGCCACCUUGAUGCAAGAUUUUCUGUCGAAUAUUUUAGGGCAGAGUCAGUGAGCCUGAGUAUUCUCUGCAAGUCGAAUUAUCCCCCCAAAUACAAGGUUUUGCUGCCAUGCUCAACAGGUGGGCUGGUUAGGAAAAGGGGACUCUGUCAUCCAGCAAGACUGAAUCAUCCAUCUAAAGGCGUGAGGGAAAGCAAACCCUCUGAAUUGCCACAGCUCUGUGCUGGGUGUAGAUGCUGAGCUAAAUAAUUCAGCCACGAUCCUAGGUCAGCUGAGGUGGAAACGAGUGGCUGUGUGCUUUUGUAGUGACACAAAGCAACCGUGAGCAAAACCCCGGGCGAGCUUGGAAAACACACACUCAGAUGAUGAGGUUAAUAUUUUUCGUUGCGCAGCCACGGCUGAGCACUGUGGUCCACUGGUUUGCCAGCAGCCCCACUUCUCCUGCUGCAGAGAGGUUCUCAGGCAUCAGGGUUUUUUUUCCAGGAAAAGCAUCUCCGUAUGUGCAGCCUCCCUGGCUGCUCUAACUUUCUAAGCAAGAGCUGAAUCCUCAAAUUACAUUUGUUUUUACUUUGAGAGGCCAAAAUUCCUUUUGCAGGUUCCUCUGGAGAUGCGUGAGUCAGUGGUGAGACUCAGUUCCUGCACUGCCUCGGUGCAGAGCUAAACAUCCACAGAGAGCUGUAGAUGCAGCUGAAAUUAUAAGUGUUAUAACUCGGUCUUUAUUAUGGUUAAGGAAUUUUCUUGGGGGGGGAAGAUGAAAUCAAACCAUUUCUGAACGAGAUGUAUGCACUCAUGGCACGUGAGACCUUUCGUAGCGCAUUUGUUGCUACGGCCAAAGUUUUAAAUCUUCUGCAGAUGUGGAAAUUGUUGGAAGUCUUAACUUGCUCAUUGCCUUAUGAUGCUACGCAAAGAAAGUCUCUUCAAAGGCUUCAAAGAUCAAGUUACUUGCUUAGGUUUUCCCCUCAUGCUAAAUCAUUCUAUUCUGCGCCGCUGCUGACAAACUCACACCGCAGUCUGAAACGUGGUGCAGCUUGAAAAGAGACUGUUAAAACACGGUAGGACAGCACGGGGUUAACUUUCUCUGGGGAACGAGCUAGCUAUUAUUUAUAAAAGGGCAGGUCCUGAUUUUCGCUUGUGUGGAAGCUCCUGUGUAUAGCUCUGAUGGUCAAAAGAAGCCACAAUUUAAACAAGAAUCAGGAUGUUAGCAGUCAUAAUGGUUUUAUACAUAUAAACAAUUACAACAGGUUUUGCACGAGCUGUGAAUUGCCAAGAUGCAACAUCCAGCUCCGGGGUUUGACGCAAAGAUUAGAAGUAGCUAAAUGGUUAUUGCUAACCUCAACUAUUAAGAAAUCGUGGUCCAAGCCUCCAAAAUCUUGAGGCUGUUCUUAAAAUGUUGUGAUUUGAAAGUGUUUAUUUGAUAUUUUAAAGAGGGUUCUUUUGAGUUCACUUUAUGUACCUUCUGCCUUUUUAGGCCACAGAAAUCACAAAGUGCAGACAUUUUUUUUAUAAACAGAAGCUGAGAUUUGGUUGUGUAUUUAUAGGACUACAAGGCCCAUGACUCUAACAUGGCAUGAAGUAUCAUGAGACUUGUGGUAUGUGCCUCUGAGAGCUGGCAAGACUGUAAAGGACUUAUUUUUAUUGCCAGAGUGGUUAAGAGAUGACUCUGGUUAUAUGGAAAGAGCAGAACCUAAGGCAGGGCUCUCUUCAUAGCAAAACAUUUCACUGUGUUUAUGCUUGUAAAAUGCAACAAGCAGCUAAGGAAAUGUAGGUCAAGUGAGGUUCAUAGCAAAGCAGUUACAGUUUUUGUCUCAAAGAUGCAUCUUAGGUGAUGUUAAGUAGUGUUUUCUUUCCCUAAGUGUAAAGCUGCAUCCCUGGCAGGUAUUCACCACUGAACAGGAAGGCGACGUGCGAGCCUUAUGGCAGGGAUUGAAACAUCUGUCGUUCUUACUCCUUCCCUGAAUGUUAGUUAAGCUUCAGAGAGACCCUUCUUUUUCCUUGUUUAAGCAUAACCUACUGUUUAUAGCGCAGUAAAAAGCUGCAUGGCACUUUGGGGAAAAGAGCUGCUGUGCUCAAAUCGAGGUAUAAGAGCCUGGAAACAAUUUGGCAGUGUUACUCUCCUCUGCCGAGCAGACUGCCUGAGACAGUCCUGUGCACCAAGUCUUCAAAAGUAAGACCUGUGAAUGUAUGCAUUAGCUCGUGCUGCCCUGGCGUGCAAGAAGAAUUGUUGCCUGAGUGCUCCCACCAUCGCUCACCAGCUCUGUUUCUAGCAAACCAUUAGCAGCAGAAUAAGCAUCAGCUUUGGGAGAGGCUUCACGGAGCCCGGCUGGAGAACCAGCAUCUCCAAAGCAAGAGCAAGACAAGAGGAAUAUCCCAAAUGGGUUUAAAUGUGCCUGCCCAGGAAGAGAAGAUUUGGGUCUAGGAGGAAUAAACCUCAGAACAAGGGAGGGAGGCAUGAAGUGUCAGGAUGUUGUGAGUACCCAAAUGUCUUUCCUUGGCUCUGUGUCUAACCCGCGGGCAUAUUUUGCAUCUUUUCUUCUGCAUCGUCAAGAGAAUUACACAUCAAGUUCCACCUCCAGGGUCGCAUCACACUUGCACUGAUGCCAAGAAGACAAAGAGAUGUUUUAGCUCUUCUUGAGGGCUUCAUCGCAGUGGAUGAUGCAGAAGAAGAGAAAACCAAGCGUGACUUCCAGCUCAGAGCAGGGCUGAUGUCAAACAAAAACACCUUUACUUAGAAAAUGUGUGUGUGCACGGGGUGCACACCCUUCGUUGCUGGUGUGGUCAUGAGGCGUUGUCUCUUCUGGAUCUAUUUCCCUGCUUUCUGAUGUGUCGUGUUAAUAAAAUCAAGGUUCUUUCUCAGAAGCUUGGCUUCUGGAACUGCCUGCAGUGCCCGUCCCCAGUGCAGGCCUGAACUGCGGGAGGCCCCGCACGCUUUGGCAGAUGUUUACAACAUGUCACCUUAUAAAACCACGUGGAAAGGCCAGCGUGAAUUCCUGUUAAUGCCUUUUCUUUCUUGUGUUGCUGUUGGCUUUCAGCACGUGUGGAGCGAAAGUGAGGACUGCCUACCUUUUCUGCAGCUCGCGCAGGACUACAUCUCCUCCUGUGGGAAAAAGACACUCCAUGAAAUAUUGGAAAAAGUCUUCAAAUCCUUCAGACCCUUACUUGGGCUUCCAGAUGUUGAUGAUGAUGCAUUUGAAGAAUAUAACGCAGAUGUGGAAGAAGAGGAACCAGAAGCCGAUCACCAACAGAUGGGUGUCAGUCAGCAGUGAUUUUCUGAGAAGCUAAAAAAGAUUCGAAAGCCUUUGGUACCAGGUGGGGUCAGGUGGUCCCACGUUAGCCUGUUCGAAUUAGCACAUCACAUGGGGAUAUCUGGCUCCCAAGAUAAAGGUUUUAAAAAAAAAAUUAUUAAUAAUAAUAAUAAUAAUCUGUGAUGAGCUUUGCUAAGAAGUGACCUGAAUUUUGCUCCUGCUUCAAUGGGUUUUCUAUGGAGUUGUCUUGGUAGCAUUCUGCCGUUAUCAGUCUAGAAGUAGUUUUGUGGCUGACUUGUCUCUUCGAUUUGUGUUCGAGAGUAGCGCUCGCUGACGUGAAUGUAGAGCACCCAGAAUGUAGGAAGCGUGUGGUGAGAGAGAGGGCCAAGUCCUCACCAGUGACCUUUCCGAGGAAACCGGCGCAGAAGUGACCUGCGCUUUUAUUUUUAGUUCAACAGCUAUGGUUUUCGACAAAAGUACCAAACUCGGAGAGAUUUCUCCUGAAAAGCACUAGUUUAAUAGUGGUUGGUACUGCAGAAGUGCACGUGAAGGCUUAACAAAAACCAUGGGAAAUGGGAAAUCCAGGGUGGCAUUGGUGUCAGGUGUAUUAAUGUCGUUUUACUGACACCCGAGUUUACAAGUGCUGGAUUAAUAACUGGGAGUAAUUAGUAUCAGCAGUACAUGUUAUAACCAACCCUGGUACUCCAGCAUCAUGUGAUCCAAAGCCAAAUGCUUGCUUUCUACAAACCAAUUAAAAAUUAGCCAUUGCCUAGCACACUUCUGCAUGACAACCAACUUUAAGCUUUUAAUACACUCCUAAAUCAUUACUCAAACCUCGCGGCAUUGUGAAUUAAAGUGCAACUUAACUUUGAAGCCAUAGGGGUAUAAACCAGCACCUGGCUCUUAAAAUUAUGCCAGACCCGUUCCUCUCCCUGGGCCUUUGAGCUAAUCCAGGCAUUUACACCUCAUUGGAGAGGAGCUAAAAUACUACUGCUUUGGCUGAUAUAAAAACUAGUGAGGUUUUACUUAGCUGGGGACUUGCUCCCCAGAGGGGUUUGGUGGGCUCUUGGUAUAAAGGAGAAGACAACCCCUCAUGUUUUAUACCUAUUUUGCAUAGAUUUAAGUGACUCAGAUGAGUGCCAGACUGUGAAGAUGCAAGGUCUCUUUAUUUACUUGCCUUUUGUACUGAAAAUAUAAGAAGCAAAGGGAUUCUGUUGUUAUACAGCUAUUUUCCACGACUGACCAAAAUGUUUCUAAAUUUACUCCUUUUUUCCAAUUUUUUAAAAAUCGUGAAAUGAAGGUCACAUGCUUCAAAAGCCCUUUUAUACAGAAUUAGCUUUAUAAAACCAAAAAGUGAGCGAAGAGGAAAUGCUUGGACAACUCCCAGAAACAACUCACAGCAUUUUGAAAACCCUGUUGUUAGUGACGUCUCCUUUUCAAUAGAUUUUUUUAAAGACUUUUUUUUUUUUUCCAAGGUUACUUAAGAGAGCAAGUUUUCUUGGUGGUUUACAUUUCUGAUGAUGGCUUGAGAGAUGCGUAGCACUUGAUUUUUUUCCAAUCUGGGGCAAAGACCUUCCGUAACCGGGAAGGUGUGUUGUACCUGAGUAUGCACAGAAGUGUCUGCAACACUGUAAAAGUCGGAGUUUAAGAAUAUUAAAUAAAAAAAAAAAAGGGGGGGUGGGGAGAAGACAAACAGAGCUUAAUGAAAUUUUGUACAUUCUUUGGGCAUGCAGGCAUCAACAUGGUAGUCGCAGCACAUUUUCUAUGGACUAGUGACGUGAGAACUGUGUCAGUUCAUUGUAUAACACUGUACAGCAGCAAUAGGCUUUUUGCUUACUAAAAUAAAGUGCAAGACCAGUGGUUUCCAGCCCUGCUUUUAAGUCCCUAAGUUUUUCUUUACAGCUAAAACAGAUGCCAUAACCUUAAACAGAGCCUUUGCUUCGGGACAACCUUCCUCUUCCUAGCAUCCCGUCCUCGGGUUGCGGCUCGCACAAGUAGAUCUUCUGGGGCUGACUUUCCUCUGCCGUAACGUAAGGCGAGGGAUAAUUUGCAGUAGCACAAGCUGGAGGCAAAGUCAGGUUUGUUGGCCAUGUGCACCUGUUUUGUUAGCCACGUGCACCCAUUUUGUUAGCCACGUGCACCUGUUUUGUGUCUGGUUGGGUGCACGGCUGCACAGACGGGUGCCGGCACAACAGCCGGAGGGAUGAGGGGUGGACAUGGGUGGUAGCUGAGGACCCUCAGCCAGAGGUGCCUUGCAGGGUGUCAGGGGCACCUGGAGGAGGUGUGGAUGCUCCACAAGGCUCAGUGGAGAACUGGGCUCUGGGCGGCAGCGGGAUAGGUGGGAAUUCUUGAAAUGAGAAAAGACUGUAAGAUCCAGUGCUUGUAAUUGCCCACAGGAGGUUGUGACACCUGCUCUGCCACCUUUCCCUGACGAUUGACUCAGUUGUCAAUGAGCGCUUGAGCAUUAAGAUGGUUGCAAGCAAACAUAAUGCUGUAAAUUAUGUAGAUACAUUAUUUUCUGUAUUCACUAACUGGCUUUUUUUUCGGAAUGCCAUAUGCCGUUUGGGUGACUUCCACAGCAAGUGCUGGACAGCCGGGGGGCCCUUCUGCAGCCCUCACCCCUGCAAAAUUCCUACUGAAGCCAACAAGAAUUCGUUCAAACGUGACCUGCAGGACUGGGCAGGUGCUCCAGGGGACGCAUGGGGCUUGGUCCUGCAGAGACCUGCGUGCUCUUGUCCCCUCUCACUUUGCUGGGAGCUGAAUGUGUUGAGCCCCGCUGCCGAACUGAAGCGUGACCAGGCAGCACUGAGGAUAAACUGGAAUUUUAUACAUAGAAAAUUUGCUUUACAUGUGUAUUAAAUGUGAAUGAGCAUUAAUAUAGAAUGUAUUUUAUCAAAAAAAUAUUGAUUGCUUACUUUGACCAAAUACAUUUCUGUAUGACCGCGUUACUUGUUCUAUACUUACCAAACGAUGCAAGAGAUGCAGAACUGGUUUAGUUGUAUUACAAAGUAUUUUUAUAUUUUAUUUGUAUUUUAUUUUUCCCUCACCCCCACCACAUACUGAGGUUAGUAGCCAGUCAGUAAUUAACCAGGGGUGCAUCACCCAGUGGUCAGGCUGCCAGACUGAGGCACAAGAUUUGCCACCACGUGCAUUAAUGCUCGCAAGCCUGGGGACUCAGUGAAAAAAUGUGGGUUCAGAGCUCUGCCCUUGCCUUGCCCGGAGCUUUGGGUGGAUCUCAGUGACUGGGAAUUCAGGGGAUGCCUCCAGUUAUGCAUCCAGGCCUCCAUGAAAUUCAGUGGGAGCAAUGUAACUCCUUUGAAAGUCCCACCUUAAGCCUAUUCUCAAAGUCAUUGCCUAUUCUCAAAGCAAACCAUUAGUGAAAGGACACAGAAGAGUCUCUCUUCUCCUGCCUCUCUCACAGGCAUUUCGUGCUCUGGCUAAAUAUAAAUAUACAAGAGCAGAGCCUCCUGCGGAACUGGCGCUUGGGAAUAGGAGUUGGACGAGCGCAGUGAGCAGAGUGCUGCUCGGAGGAUGGAGAUACAUGGGAUGCCAGAGGGAAGAGCGGAUUUCAGGAAUGUAACAGCUGGUUUGGUUAGCAGGGGAAAGAGUGAGAACGGCCCCUCACAGAGAGGUGCUGGGAUUUCUGAGACAGCCCAAACCAUCUUGUCACAGAUCUGCUCAUCGAGCCGUUGCAGCUUAUUCAAAGGCUGCUCUGGCCAUUACUGGGGCCUUGAGCUCAGCUGUGUUUUUCUAUUAGCAUCCUGCCUGCUGAAUGCAUUGAGAUGGUUGAGAGAGGAAGGGAUGGAGAAGAGGUAAACUAAAAAGCCUUCUCCUCCUCUCUUCCCUAACAUUAUUAUUUAUGAUACUGUGUGAGUCUGUAGGAGCAGCAGUGAGGGAGCACGAAGCUGCUUUAUUAGGUGUGCACUAAAAUCUCUUAAAAGGACUUGCUCACGAGAGAAAAAAACUGGCAAACUGUUUCCUUGAAAAAAUGCAGGGAAUAGCACAACCAGCCUCUUUUCAACAUGUUUCCUGGGAGUCAGGGCUGAAGUCCAUGGCUGUUUUCCUCACUGUCAAUUUUAGCUGUGGCAGGAGGCAAGGUUACUAGUUCAUCCAUCCUUACUUUAUGUCCAUCCAUGACUUGUGCCCGUGUCUGUCUUUCCUUCAAGUCCAUCCUUUACCUGUGUCCAUCAAUGCUCUGUGUCCAUCCUUACCACUCUGUUCUUAGAAAUUCCCGCUCCCAGAAGAAGGGGAGCAGAGGAAGGGGGAGAGAAACAUCUCUUGUCUCCCACAGCUUGUGGCAUCAGUGAGAGAUGCAGUUCAGCACAGAGUGUUACUGAGCUUUCUCACAGGGGGAUGAGGUAGCCAGGGAGGUGUGUUAUCCUCUGAGGACUCACGAGUGGUCCAUGCUGGACAGGGGUUACACAGAAGACAGCAGUUAUUUUAGGUGCCAAACCCAAGAUCUUUUCAUGGGAAGCAAUGCCUAUCUAAAUAACUCAGUCUCUGAAAAUCAAAAUCAUGACCCAUUGAGGCUUCCCAGGCUGGGCAUCCAGAAAAUGAGACCUCUCUGGCUGCUGGUUGCUGGGGAGCCUGACCCGGCCUCUAGGUCUCUUCCUCAGCACUGGCUGGUUUCAGGCUGGCCACGGGAUGUGGGAAACUGGGAAGGAUUCCUUCAGGGGCUGCAGCUGGAUGCCCCUUUCUGUAAAUUGCUGAGGUGAGAGAAAGGCUUUGUUUUAUCUGAGAGAAUGCUCCAGGGAGACCUUAUAGAGGCCUUCAGUACCUAAAUGGGGCCUAGAGAAAAGACAGGGAGGGACUUUUUAUCAGGGAGCGUAUUGAUAAGUCAAAGAGCAACAGGGGAUAGAUUAGAUUAGAGAUAUUUGGAAGAAGUUCUUUGCUGUGAGGAUGGUGAGACACUGGCACAGGUUGCCCAGAGAAGCUGUGGCUGCCCCAUCCCUGGAGGUGUUCAAGGCCAGGCUGCAUGGGCCUUUGAGGGAGGUGUCCCUGCCCAUGGCAGGGGGGUUGGAACUAGAUGAUCUUUAAGGUCCCUUCCAACUCUAGCCACUCUAUGAUUCUAUGAAUCACCCAUUCAGUGAGCCAAAUUAUCAUUUACAUGCUCUGUGUUUGACUUUUUUUCUGAUUGCCUUUGGUUUUUUUUUCCCUAAGAAAGACAAUCCCUAAAGGCACAUAGACUUCAUUGCAAACCCCAAUUUCUACAGAGCCUUGGAACACUGCACUGUCAGUACGAGCUUGGUCAUAAACAAAUAUACAAAUUAACAAAAAGGCGCUCGUUUGUCUGCAGAAAAAAACCUUCUUUGAACUAGUUACUGCUGACUACAGUAAAACUCACUGGUUUCAUGUAAAAUACAUUGAACUUUGAAAUUCCCUUUCUGUACCAACAUGCUGCUGCUCAUGUAGGCAACGAUCUGCGGUAACGCUGCAUGUAAAAGAUGUCUGCUUUCAUCUUCGGGGGUGGUGGUGGAAAUGUCAGCUCUGGAUUUCAGUCAAUGCAAUUUUUUUGUUGUCGUCAGGUUUUCCUUUACUAAUUUAGGGACCAGUCAGACCUCAACACGUCGAGCAGAAACCGUGCUGCGCCGUGCCGUGCGAAAGCUGGCCGUGGUGUGCUUCCCACCAUUUUUCUGGCUGGAAGAUCUCACUGUCUUUGGGAUUACAAAGCUGUGAAACGGAUUGCCAAAAAGAUGUUGCCCUUUUGUUCAAUGCUUUAAAACGUUGUAAGCCUUCAGUGGAGCCCUGCCUUUCUUCCAGUCCUCCUCCUCCUCCCACCACCGAGGCAUCAAAUCCAGCAGUGUUGUUACACCAUGAGCUUGCCAUUAAAGAUCUUACCAAACUCU
This is a messenger RNA of Calidris pugnax (ruff), 10040 nucleotides long. RefSeq names its product maturin, neural progenitor differentiation regulator homolog (Xenopus) (gene MTURN). Gene Ontology annotation, cellular component: cytoplasm. The record is from RefSeq and is a predicted model, not a curated record. NCBI's taxonomy places the organism in Eukaryota, Metazoa, Chordata, Aves, Charadriiformes, Scolopacidae. Bases 3898 to 4215 code for a protein of 105 amino acids. Gene Ontology annotation, biological process: positive regulation of megakaryocyte differentiation; regulation of signaling. The transcript has 2 exons.